UUUGAAAAGCCUCAGUUCCUCUAUACUUACUCUCCUAUCCUAUCCUUACAAUUCAAAAUGCUGGGAACAGCAUGUCUUCUCGGACUUGGAUCCGCUAUACUCUACACUACCAGUUUCUCUCUGACUCCAGUUAAUGCUUUGAGGAAUGGUGUUGGAAGGCUUCCUGCUUUGGGAUACAAUACCUGGAACGCUUACGGCUGCAAUAUUGAUGAAGAUCUCGUCCUGGAGGCUGCCCAAUUAAUGGUAUCCCUUGGUCUACAAACUGCUGGGUACGAAUAUGUCAACAUCGAUGAUUGUUAUGCGGAGAAGAACCGCAGUGAGAAUGGGGACAUUGUUGCCAAUUCGGUUCGUUUUUCACGCGGAAUGAACAAUCUCACAGAUCAAAUUCAUGCACUGGGAUUUAAAACCGGUAUCUACAGCGAUUCCGGCUGGUUUACCUGCGGUGGAUACCCUGGUUCUUUCCAAAAUGAACUUCGUGAUGCACGGACAUUCCAAGACUGGGGAUUUGAUUAUCUGAAAUUUGACAAUUGUGCAAUCCCAUUUGAUGACGUUAUUCGCGAAGGGAUGAUAGGCAAAUUCACGCGCAUGGCUGAUGCCCUCGCCCAUCUUUCAAAAAAGUCUGGGAAACCACCGUUCCUAUUUUCACUUUGCCAAUGGGGCUGGGAACAAGUAUGGCUUUGGGGAUCGACUCUUGGCCAUAGUUGGCGGGUGACUGGUGAUAUCUCACCAAAUUGGGAUUCGCUGACACUGAUCAUCAACUUUAACUCCUUCAUAACUCAAGCCACGGACUUUCAUGGUCACAAUGACAUGGACAUGUUGCAACUAGGAAACGGCGGACUUACCUUCGAUGAGGCCAAAUCUCAUUUCACAGCGUGGGCGUUGAUGAAAUCACCGCUUCUGAUUGGGACCAACUUAUCAGCAAUCACACCUGAGAUCCUCGAAAUUCUGACCAACACGGAAAUCCUCGCCAUCAACCAAGAUCCCGUUGUCGGAAAAUCGAUCUCACCAUUCAGGUGGGGAGUUAAUCCCGACUGGACAAGCAAUUCUUCCUUCCCCGCUCAGUAUUACAGUGGACCUUCAGAAAAUGGAACCGUCUUCAUGCUUCUGAACACCCUCAACGAGACUUCUGACAUGUUUUUCAACCUUACCGAAUCUCCUUGGAUCAGGGCUGGAAGGGAGUACUCUGUCCGUGACCUAUGGACCCACACUGAGAAUGGUACCGCGAUCCGCAACUUCACCGCAACCAAUGUCCCACCGCAUGGUGUCGUUGCCUUGUUGCUCAAAGAUACUGGAGAUGAACCGGAAGGUAUCUUUCCUCCCUGUGCAGUGCCAUCGUGUUCGUUUGAGAAUGGGACGAUAUUCGCUUGAAUUGUACAUAGCAUACCAUUAAUGUGCUGUCUCAAUUUUCCAAAGUAUUGUAGCCAAGUACGAUAAUAACCUGACAUAAAGCUGU
Lentinula edodes (shiitake mushroom) is the source of this 1453-nucleotide messenger RNA. Its product is annotated as glycoside hydrolase. Bases 58 to 1368 code for a protein of 436 amino acids. The record is from RefSeq and is a predicted model, not a curated record. NCBI's taxonomy places the organism in Eukaryota, Fungi, Basidiomycota, Agaricomycetes, Agaricales, Omphalotaceae. Gene Ontology annotation, molecular function: hydrolase activity, hydrolyzing O-glycosyl compounds. The transcript is spliced from 21 exons. Gene Ontology annotation, biological process: carbohydrate metabolic process.